Messenger RNA from Clavispora lusitaniae ATCC 42720, 999 nucleotides. RefSeq names its product glyceraldehyde-3-phosphate dehydrogenase (phosphorylating) (gene TDH3). The record is from RefSeq and is a predicted model, not a curated record. Lineage: Eukaryota; Fungi; Ascomycota; Pichiomycetes; Serinales; Metschnikowiaceae. Gene Ontology annotation, molecular function: NAD binding; glyceraldehyde-3-phosphate dehydrogenase (NAD+) (phosphorylating) activity; NADP binding. Gene Ontology annotation, biological process: glucose metabolic process; glycolytic process. Gene Ontology annotation, cellular component: cytosol.
AUGGCUAUCACUAUCGGUAUCAACGGUUUCGGCAGAAUCGGUCGUCUCGUUUUGAGAAUUGCCUUGUCUAGACCAGACAUCAAGGUUGUUGCUGUCAACGACCCAUUUAUCGCCCCAGAGUACGCUGCUUACAUGUUCAAGUACGACUCUACCCACGGCAGAUACAAGGGUGAAGUUUCCUCUAACGGCGACAAGUUGGUGAUUGACGGUAAGGAAAUCACUGUCUAUGGCGAAAGAGACCCAGCUCAAAUCCCAUGGGGUAAGGCUGGUGUUGACUUUGUCAUUGAGUCCACCGGUGUUUUCACCACCACCGAGGGCGCCCAAAAGCACAUUGACGGUGGUGCCAAGAAGGUUAUCAUCACCGCUCCAUCUUCUGACGCUCCAAUGUUCGUUGUUGGUGUCAACGAGAAGAAGUACGCUGGCGAAAAGAUCAUCUCUAACGCUUCCUGUACCACCAACUGUUUGGCUCCAUUGGCCAAGGUUAUCAACGACACCUUCGGUAUUGAGGAAGGUUUGAUGACCACUGUUCACUCUAUCACCGCCACCCAAAAGACCGUUGACGGUCCAUCCCACAAGGAGAGGAGAGGAGGUAGAACUGCUUCUGGUAACAUCAUUCCAUCUUCCACCGGUGCUGCUAAGGCUGUUGGUAAGGUUAUCCCAGAAUUGAACGGUAAGUUGACUGGUAUGUCCUUGAGAGUCCCAACCGUUGACGUUUCUGUUGUCGACUUGACCUGUAAGUUGAAGAAAUCCGCUACCUACGAGGAGAUCUCUGCUGCCAUCAAGAAGGCUUCUGAAGGCGAAUUGAAGGGUGUUUUGGGCUACACUGAAGAUGCUGUUGUCUCCACUGACUUCUUGGGCUCUUCUUACUCCUCUAUCUUUGACCAAAAGGCCGGUAUCUUGUUGUCUCCAACUUUUGUCAAGUUGAUCUCCUGGUACGACAACGAGUUCGGUUACUCCACCAGAGUUGUCGACUUGUUGGAGCACGUUGCUAAGAACUAA